Messenger RNA from Rhodofomes roseus, 1047 nucleotides. RefSeq lists its product as uncharacterized. Bases 1 to 1047 code for a protein of 348 amino acids. The record is from RefSeq and is a predicted model, not a curated record. The transcript has 5 exons. NCBI's taxonomy places the organism in Eukaryota, Fungi, Basidiomycota, Agaricomycetes, Polyporales, Fomitopsidaceae.
AUGACUUACAUAUUAAAUGCGGACCGAUUGUUCAAGCAUGACCUGGCCUCGGCUGCUCUGACUGAGCACAAAGUGACCAGUCGGAAAUGGAACCCCCGUGAAUUCACGAUGCCAUUGGUACAUGCACCCGGGCAGCGACAGCUUGUCAAGGUCCCGGCGGAUCGGAUCAUAUCUGCCGAAACCAGCACACCAGCUCCCAGUCCACCAAAUACUAAGGCAAUCGAAGAGGAUGUCACCAUGGGUUCCCCGAGCACAGGACCGGCCGACAACAACAGUUUCUCCUUGUCGGAAACACUCUGCACCGAAGCGGAUCCAUCCGGUGAUUCUGACAUCGAGGUCAUCGAGUCCCCAAUGAACAAGCUCGUUUAUCGGAAGCCACGGCAUCGGUCCCGGGCCCCCUCUCCGAUCACUAUAUCGGACUCAGAGCCUGACAGGACAGCUUUCGGCGAGACUGGAUUGCUGUUCGAACCAUCCCCUGAAAUAAUAUCCUACAGUAGCACCUCUGACGAAAGCACCGAUCGCAUUCCUCACUUCCCGGACAGUGUGCAACCUCCCCUUCAGCAGGUUAUAGUCUCCGAGGGCCAGCAGAACUGGACCAGGUUGCCUUACCUGUUUCAGGAAGGUGAGCUGCCCGAGGACCUCAUACCUGCGGGGGCCCCGCUGGCACUGGCGCCAGAUGACUGGGAGCCAUUGGUGGGGGGCGGUGGACUGGUCGCAAAACCUGAAGACAUCACAUUGUCACCGAAUCACUCAAGCGCCAUUCCUGAAGAUGGGAUCGCAGCAAAUCACUUUCAUAUCUUACAGCACGGUCCUUGGUUCGCCGCCGAACACUCGCCAGCCCUCGGCGCCGAGGGGUGGCCACUCUGCGGCGCCGCGCGUUGUAAUCGGACCGUCUUACAGUGGCCAAGCUCCUACGGCUUUUUCGGAUCUUCUUCAUCAGCGGACGAUACUGGAAUCCCGGAUCGAAUCCUUGGAGCAGCUGCGACGUUCCAAUGCCCUCAAUGCAAGAACAGUAGGCUGGGUUCUGGCAUAUUACAAUUGCGCUGA